This is a messenger RNA of Haliotis rubra (blacklip abalone), 3742 nucleotides long. Its product is annotated as protein FAM114A2-like. The record is from RefSeq and is a predicted model, not a curated record. NCBI's taxonomy places the organism in Eukaryota, Metazoa, Mollusca, Gastropoda, Lepetellida, Haliotidae.
GCUAUACGCAUGCGCGUUCAAACAUCAACAAAGUCACAUUUUGCCAGUUGACGUGGCUGGAACAAAUAUUGAAAAGAAUCUGGUUGUGUUAGUGAGGCGCCAUGUCUGACACGGAUGAUGAGGCAGCAUUCGCUAGUGCUGAUGAAGGGGAUCAGGCUGAGAAGGGGGGUAAAGCAGAGACGAAGGGUGGCGAUGCCGCAGCAGCUUCUGUCCCUCCAGAACCACCAAAGAAAGAUUCCACGAGGAAUCAAAAGAAAAAGGGAAAAAAGGGUGGAAAGAAAAAUGCCAACAAUGACUCCCAAAAGGAUCCUGGAAGACAAGAGUCAGGCUCAAAGAAAUCCUCUAAUGUGAAGGCUGAGCAGAAGAGUGAUAAAGCACAGACUGGUAUUACAGGAACCGAGAAGAGUGAUAAAGCACAAACUGGUAAAACAGGAACCGAGAAAAGUGGUAAAGCACAAACUGGUAAAACAGGAACCGAGAAGAGUGAUAAAGCACAAACUGGUAAAACAGGCACUGAGAACAGUGGUAAACCACAAACUGGUAAUACAGACACUGAGAACAGUAGUAAGGCUCAGUCUGGGAAAACGGAAACAGGAAAAGAGAAAUCAAAUGUUGAAGAACUGGAGCGUGUGAAACCUGAAACAAAGGAUCUUGAAUCUAAGUCCAGUGGAGGUGAUAACGGAGAUGGAAGGGGAAGUUCAAACCCAGCUGCAGCUGAAGGGGAGACAACUGUUGCUAAAUCUGUCGAGGAGUCUGUUCCUCAGGAAGGCAGGACUAGCGGUACACCUGAGAAAACACCUGCCCCACCACCUCAGGUCGCAUCCCCUAACCCUCAGAGCAUCCCCCGUGCUCAGGCAAAUGCAGGGAAUAAAGAGGACGUAGCCGAGGUGCAAGAAGAGAAGCAGGAGUCUGGAAGCUGGGGCUGGGGAGGUUGGGGAUCAUCAUUGCUGACAGCAGCAUCAUCAUCAGUGUCCACCUUCACAAGUCAAGUUGGUGAAGGCUUCCACACCAUCGUGGAGUCUGUGGAGUCUUCUCUGGGUGCACCACCACCAGAGGAGAUCGCCAGGCUUGAGGAAGAGGGGAAGUCACAGGCCAGAGAAGAAGAUGGAGAUGCAGAUGAGAAGGGGGCCAAGCAAUCUGGUGAUGGUGAAGUCCAGUCAUCGGGAGGCAGUGGCAGUAGUCCACCAGCUGUUGUUACUGAGCCCAAACCAAUGGUGAAUGAUGGAGAACAACCAGCAAGGGUGGACAGCGGUCAGCCUGAGGAGGAGGAGGAGAAAGGGGGUGGAGGGGGAUGGUUCUCCAGUUUUGGAGUUGCAAGCCUCACCAGCAAGAUUCAAAACACAGGCAAGUCUCUGGUGUCAGGCUCCCUAGAUGCAGUGGAGGCUCUUGCUACUGGUGGCAUUGACGUCUUGGAGAAUAUUGGCAAGAAGACCAUCAAUGUGUUGUCAGACCAUGACCCUGGUUUCAAGAAGACAAAGCAGGUGAUGUUUGAUGGCAGCAAGAAGCAGAAUCUGUCGUCGAUGUUGCGAGAAGCAAAGGAGCGGGCAGAGCAGCAGGCGAUACAUGAGGAGGAACAGGAAGAAGCUCGGAAGCACAACUACGGAGCACUGUUUGAGGACUUCCAGGGCAUGGCCCACCUGGAGGCGGAGAUCCUGUCCAACCAGAGCGAGAAGAAGGUGCAGGCCCUCCUGUCAUCUCUGCCAGACGACACCAUCCGGCAGCUGAAACCACAGCUCAUUGACAUCAAGAACAUCUUCGAGCUGGAUGACACUGACUACGAGGAACGUCAGGAACAUGAGUUCUUCAAGCUGAUCACCGACCACCUGUCUGAACUACACCUGGGCACAACACCAGAUAAACUCAAUAAGGUCCAGGAGAAAAUCCGAAAGUGGAUCAUCGACUUUUACGCUGAUCCCCCAGAAGGAGAAGAGAAGAAGAUAACAGAACCAAAAGAGAUAUUCCACACUGCUAUAGAGGCUCUGGCAGAGCUGACAGCCAAGUCUGUUGAGCAGUUCCACAAGGCUGGGGAGCUGAUUCUGCUGCAACAAGACACCGACACUCCCUACCAGAACCGCUCCAAGAGUCUUGCCAGUUUGACCCAGGUUCUUUGCACAGAAAUCUCAAUUCUCUCCACCAAGUUUACUCAGUGUCUACACAAAGUCAGUGAGGAUCUGGAAGACGCUACUGUUGUGACACCCCUCGUCACCAACGUGUAUCUGGAGGCCUCCAACUCGUCCACGUACAUACAAGAUGGCUUCCAGCUUCUUCUGCCCGUCCUCCAGCAAGCUGCUAUACAGAACUCGCCUGUUGUCAAGUCCUGAUGUGCCGGAACCUGUCUGGCUGUACAUAUGUCCAUAGUAGUGCUUUAAUGUCAUUGUGAUACAUGGCUGUACAGUGUACAUAAGGAUGUCAUGUCUUCAUGGAGCUGGCAGUACAAACCCAAUACCUGUUGUACAGGAUCAGUACAUUCUGUAACAUAUUGUCACUAUUUAUGACUGCAACACAACAUUGAGUGUGUUGAAUCAGGUGAACAGAAUUCUGAGAUGUUAAAUUAACUGAACCUGAUUCCUGCACAAUGUUUAGUAAUAAUGAUAAUAAUAAUAAUAAGUCAUAAGGCCACUUGUAAACUGAUGUAACUAUACACCUUGUGAACAUGGUCUUAGCACAUAAAAACACACUUUCAAUGAAUGUCAACAUUGCCGAAAUAUAUGCAUCUAUAGUUGGGAUUAAAGGUUGUUAACAGGGGAUUAAAAGUGUUGAAUGUAGGGGCACAUUUGGAAGGAGAGUGUUUCAUAACCGACAGUACAAUGAUCUGACACCAACAGUCUUUAACUUGUAGGGAGGUACUGUAAGAAAGAACUUGUCAACUGAAGGAAGACUCCUUGAAGGUUAAUGCACACUAGUGAGGGUUUUAAGAUACAUUAAAAUUGAUGGAGACGAUUUUGGAUAUAUGUAUACAUGAAAUAUUGUAUAGAAAUUCAUGACUAUGGGAUUGGUUGAUUUUAGUAGGACAAAGUUGGUUUACAAAUGCAAUUAUGGUGUUGAUCAUGAUGAAUGAUAUUGUUUUAUUAUUUUUGGUUUCAUUUGUGUUAAACUAUUCAUUAUCAUCCAAAUAGAUUUACAUAUUAAUAUAGAUAUUUUCUGUAUUCCUGUUUGUUAUUAGUAGGGGGUGUUAUAAAGUUGCAUUAGCAACGCUUUUACACAGUACUCGAAAAUACAUCAAGAUAAUUUCAGGAUUUUGAAGAAAUAUACAUGUCAUUCUGCCUAUUGUCAUGAUGAAAGGAUUGUUAUAAAGUAGGUAGGGAAUGAUAUUUGCCAUACAGAGUUUGUAGCAAUGUGUGGAGAAAUACUUAUUUCUCAUGAAAUAGAUGAUUUUGUAUGAAGUAUUUCUAAAUGACAGUUUAAAAUUAAAUUAUAACUGGUUUGUCCAUCUUAGGGUCAUGCAUCACAUCACAGAGGGUUCAUGGUGUUAAACCUUUAAGGUGUUAUGGGAUUUCAUGAAGGUUUUAUGUUCCUGCAACCUGUAUUGUGUUCACUGUUUAAUCAGGAUAAUUACCAAUUCACAUUUCAGUCUUCAAAGGCCUUGGUAUAUUUCUUUCUAAGGCUCUUGAUUAAAAAUUGCUUGAUGUAAACAUUGUUAAAUUCAAAGCUAGAUUGGACUUUAAUAUUCAUCAGUUAUUGGUUUUCACUUAACACAAAGUGACGUCCAAAGUUAAUGUAUAUCUGUAUAAAUACAUUCAUU